AAAGUACUAGAAAACUAUAAAAAAAAGAUGCAUGAACUAACAACGACGUAAAUGAUCAGACACGAUUGGGUGGAGAGCAAACCAUCAUCGCCGCGAUUAAUCGCCCAUUAUGGGCCAUUGUGAAGAGGCGCCUUAAGAUUCUCAAAUUCAGAAUUGCUACAUCUACCAAAGCGAAGAACAGUUAAAAACGAAUGCGGCCGCGAUUCGGAACGCAUCGCGGCGCGGUCCCGAGUUCAUAGUAACAUUCUAGAGAUUCUAGCUGUCAAAAAUUGACCAUUACAAGCCUUGAGAUAACUUGUUUAUCUAUGCGGGCCGCCCGAGCGCAGUUUGCUACGGAAGCCUACCGCGACUAGUUGCUCCGAUCCGUCAUCUUUAUUUCAGAAUUUAUACGCAAGUAAUAGGAAUGGCGUCAAACAUCUCCGUGAGAGAAUUCUACAAAGGCAGGAGUGUCCUGGUGACCGGCGGGACCGGGUUCAUGGGAAAAGUUCUAGUAGAGAAGUUGUUAUACUCUAUCCCGGACAUCGGAAACGUCUACAUACUGCUGAGACCCAAAAGGGGCAAGUCUGUAGCACAACGAUUGGAAGAUAUGCAGCGGUUACCAUUAUUCGAUCGCCUCAAAACUGAACGUCCCAGUGCAUUCAAGAAAUUGAAAGCCCUACAAGGUGACGUGUUAUUUCAAGAUUUCGGUCUUUCGAAGUCCGAUAUAGAGAAUUUAUCCAAUGAAGUGUCAGUCGUAUUCCACUUCGCCGCAACCCUGAAGUUGGAGGCUCCCCUUAAGGAUAACGUUGACAUGAACACGAGCGGGACUCAAAGAACUUUGAACAUUGCAAAGCAGCUCAAGAAUUUGUCAAUCUUUGUACACUUGUCAACUGCUUUCUGCUAUCCGGACUACCAAGUGUUAAAUGAAAAGGUUCACGCCCCACCAGCUAAGCCGGACGACGUGAUGAGACUGAUCGAGUGGUUGGACGACAAGCAGCUGGCGAUCCUAACUCCAGCACUCCUGGGUCCCCACCCGAACUGCUACACGUACUCAAAGAGGUUGGCCGAGAACAUCGUCGAGACAGCUUUCGACGAAUUACCUGUCGUUAUUUGCCGACCGAGUAUAGUAUGCCCAACUUACAUGGAACCAAUGCCCGGGUGGGUGGACAGCCUGAACGGUCCAGUGGGCGUGAUGCUAGGGGCGGGUAAAGGGGUCAUACGGACGAUGAUGUGCGACGGCAGCCUGGUCGCGCAGGUCAUACCCGUCGACGUGGCUAUCAACGCGAUCAUCGCGGUCGGAAUGAUCGAAGGCAGCAGAAAGGAAAAACCCGAAGUGAUUCCCGUGUACAACUUGAAUAUUGGCCACCAAAAACCCACAACAUGGGGUUCCGUGCUCGAAGUGGCGAAAGCAUAUGGCCGCAAAGAACCACUCGAGUGGCCCUUGUGGUAUCCCAACGGUGACAUCACGACGAACAAAGCGCUCCACGAGUUCCGAAGAUUCUUCUACCAUAUGAUUCCCGCGUAUUUCAUCGAUUUCCUACUGCUUAUUUUCGGACAGAAACGAUUCAUGCUAAGGAUUCAGGAUAGGAUCAGCCAAGGUCUGUACGUGCUCCAAUACUUCACGACCAGGAACUGGUGCUUCGGAGCGGAGAAAUACGACAGCAUACAAGAAAUCCUGAACGAGGAGGAGAAAGUGAUCUUUAACACUAACCUCAUUAACGCUGACCGUGAUGAGUACAUGAGGAAGUGCGUCAACGGGGGCCGCGUGUUUUGCUUGAAGGAGGAUCCCCACAAAAUCAGCAGGAAUAUAGCAUAUCAUAACUUCCUCUACGUGCUGGACUGGAUCGUGAAAAUCCUCUUCUGGCUGCUGGUGCUUUCUUACGUGGUGUCGUGGAGUGACCCGGUUAAACAUCUCUUCUCGUACGGCGGACCGGUGGUAAAAGCCUUACCAUUCCUAGGCCGGGCCGUAUUCGACGGAAGCAAUAACGAAUAGUUUCAUUUAUCUUUCAAUUGAAUCGUAAUUCAAUGAUAAACACACGUGGUGAAAAUUGAGUUUUCAAGUUUACGGUAUGUUCACAGUAUUGUUCUAUUUUAGUAGGCCAAAAAUUAUUUUUGGUCCGCUAUGUAGGCUCAAAACCUGUAAUAUUACCGUGGGCAAAGUUAAUCUAUGACGGUUAAGAAACUCCCCAUUUUGGGGUCACCUAUUUGAGACUGGAUUUUCAAAUGCAAUGACUCCUGCCUGAAGUCAAUAAGAUUCCAGCCAGCUUUAAAAACCUCCAGUAAAAGAUAGGGAUAAUCUGGUUCCGUUAUUUAGCAAUCGUUGUUAUUAUAUUCUUAAUAUUAAAAAUAUAUGAGCAACAAAACUUAAGUAGGCUUACCUCAGUCAACACUUCCAGUUUUAUAGCGGCUAAAUUUAGAUGAGAAAAUAUGUAAAUAUUUCAAGUUUUCUUUCGUGAGCUCCGCCGUCCUCAAUUAGAACUCGAUUACCUUGAGCAUGCCUCAAAUCACAAUCACACCUUUUAUUUUGUUGGCGUAGGACCUAGAUGAGUAUAACACACCUACAUUACAAUUUUUGUCAUUUUUUAAAGAAAAUGUGCACGCGAUCUUGCAAAAGAAUUAUCUAGCGUCCAGCAUUAACACCUCUCGUCCAAUCAAUAUUUGUUUAGCAGAGGUCACUACACUUAGCACUUAUUGCGCUAACUUCAAUUUAAAUAAAACCAUGUUUGGUUACAUCUCAUUCUUUCUGUAAUGACAUCAAACAAUACUGGACUCCACUCACAUCAGGUGUGUAGGGUAAUUUGUCGUGACUCCUAUAAAAUAAUACAGUUAAUCGAGAUAAGGUUGAACCUACAUAAUUAUGUUGGCGCAAGUGGUACGUAUACUUCAAUGAGGGCUAUCGCGUAUGAAUCCGCCGCUAGAGGCGCUAGUGUAGCGUGAGGUCUCCAAACUGUCAAAUGUUAAAUUUGUGGGUUGACUACGCGGGUUUAUCCCUAAUUAAAAUAAUGUUGUGAAUAUCUGGUAAUGGCUCGGCUUAAUUAUGGCAAAUAUGAGUUACGUGGCAAUGAAUGUCAGUUAUUUAAAAGCGGAGCUAAGAAAAAUUAUUAUGUCCUCCUUUUUUCUGAACAAAACGGAACUGCGCAUCACUGUGGCAUGGCCGAUUAUGUUAAGGAUACGGUUCUUUUGUAUUAAAAUAUGAUUUAAAUGUAAACUUUGAUUUCACGUGCGUAUGAAUAAACUUUAAAAGUUUAAAUUUAGGACCUCACUCAAUAGUGGCGCCAUCUGGUGAGACAGAAAACGGUAGCCCUCAUUGCCUUAGUUCAUAUUUUAUACUGUACUAGCGGCCGCCCGCGACUUCGUACGCGUGAAUUUAGUUAGUAAUAAAGGUUCACUGCUCGUUCCCCUUAUGUGAUAGCGUGAUUAUAUGUAGCCUAUAUGUUGACCCGACUUUUUAAUAAUAUUCUUGCCGAAUUUGAAGUAAAUCCAUGCAGUAAUUUUUGAGUUUAUCCCAGACAUACAUACAGACAAACAGACAACAAAUCUAAAAACUAUAUUUUUGACUUCGUUAUCGACAGUAGAUCACACCCCCAGUAUUCUUUUAAAAAAAUAUUCAAUGUAGAGUUUUAACUUUCCUACCAUUUUUUUAUACUUCCUACUUAGGUAACAUAGCAAAUAAAUACUGAUAUCAAUCUUCUGAGCUACCUAUAAUUGAAUUUUGAGUUACCCGAGAAAAUUAAAAAUCGUGUAAAUAAGCAUAGUUAUAAACCGCAAAUAUUUUGAUUUUUAUUUAUAUCGUUUAUAAAAUAUCGUUAGACGGCACGCGUAAAUAACAUACUCAUUAUGGAAUUAUUAUCCGUUUAAAGUACACGCAUUGGUACAAAAAAAAAGUAGUUCUAUUUGAAUCAAUUUAUAACAAUAAAAAUUGUUAAGGUUUCAUAAUUGCAGAAAUAGUGAGUUAACAUGAAGUCAUUUUUGGGAAAAAAAUAAUUUCAAAAAAAACUAUUUUUUCCGUAAAUAUAAUCUAAAUCGUUGUCUGAACCAGCUGGUAAAGUUUCUCAGGUGGCUCAAAAUUCACGGUGUAUAAGGCCUUUUCUUGCUCAAGAAAUAAAGGCGUAACUCCAGCGCACUGGGCUAUCAUCUAUUAGAUAAUUAAAUUGCGCCACAAAGUAGGUAAUCGGACAUUGCAAUGUAAAAGGUAGUCUUAAAUUGUAACCUUUCACAUAGUUUCAAGGCGGAAUUUCACAAAUUUUGUGUCCCACAUUCUUACAUAAGUGAUAAACGUAGUGCGAUCGAACUUCUCAAGUGUUAAUUUAUAGAAACUGAAUAUGCCGACCGGUUCCCGCCGGUCAAGGGCAUUGCAACCGGCCGUUAAGUCAUUAUCAACCUUAUCUGCCUCCGCAAGUAUUCUACGUACUUAGAAUAGAAAAAAAAUAUCAACCGAUAUUAAUUAUCAUUAUUUGUUAUUGGUUGUUUAAAAAUGUUUGGUUUUUAUUUUUGAAUUAGCGGAGUGCUAAAAAAGGGUUCCAAGAUUUUUAUUGCAAACCGUACUUUUCAAGCGACAUUUGACAGAUAGAGGUCAUUGGCUUUUCUAUUCUUAUUUGAAUCGCAUUAAACGUACGCACAAUCAAUAGCUGUUACUGUGUUACAAUGUGAGUGAAUGUGUUACCGCCAACUGAUAAUGCAUAGCUAUAUACUUACUUAAUAGGUACUCAUAAAUAAAAUGGUUUACAGUCACUCGAUUAUACUGUUUCCGUUUGCCCAGUUCUUGGUACUGAAUACAAGAAGUAUUCAUUUAUAAAUAUAAUGUAACUACUGUUUAAUAUAAAUGAAUGUUUACAUAUAGGUAGGUACUCAAUUGAAGAAGGCUGGAGGGAGACGUUAAGUUCAUAGUUCGAACUAAGAAUGUUUUAGUACCUACAGAGUUAUAACUACAUAUAUUAAUGAUAGUGAAUCUGAGCAUGGUUGAAGAAACCCCGACUAAAAAAACGAGCGAGCAUUAUAUUAGAAAAAAAAAAUAACCUACUACAAAAGGAAUAAGCCAUUUGAACAUUAUGUUCUAAAAUCAAAUCAAAUAGCGCGCGCUUUCGCGACUUCCUGUUACACACUUCCCUCCCAUUUCACGAAAUCACUCCCACAAAUUGCAGGAAAGCGAGAGGAAAUAUGUUACACAUCAAAAAAACCCUUCCGUAUCACUUUGUUUAACGCUUUUUAAAGUAGAAAGUCAAAAUAAUAUCGCUUUUACGUGACAUACCGUAAACUUUCUCGAAUUAACUUUCACAUCGAACAUCAAUCAACUUCAUGUUUUUUUACUUAAUAGUUUAAAAGUUGUCUAUUUUUGUAAGCUAGAUCUUUGUUCUUUUUGCUGUUAUAGGGUAUUUUUUUUAUAUAAGGUACUUUUCACGUGAUUUUCUGAAUUCACGCUAGUCAGUGAAAUAGCUGAAGCUACCUCAUUUAACGAGUUACCUACACGUAGGGCUGCCAUCCGUCCGGGUUUCCCCGGAUUUGUCCUAGUUUACGGGGCGUCCGGGGAGCGUCCGGGCGGGGUUUUAUUUGUAGUCCGGGUUUAAAAAAUUACGGCAAUGCAUGAGUGGCCCUUGGUGCUGCAAGUGUCCAUGGGCAGCACUUAUUAUGAGGUAGACCGCUAGCUCUUUUGCCUAGAUCAACAUAAAAAAGUUGAUUUGUGACAUUUUUAACUGUUUUUUUAUUGGUCUGUCCGGGUUCUGGGCUUCAAAAUCCGGGGUUAUCACUCGUCUUAUCCUGGUUGCCACAUUUUAGAGAUGGCAGCCCUACCUACACGGACCUGAAAAAAAGGCGGACGUAACCUCGAAGCAUGCCAAUAAUGGCCGUAUGUUGACCGCGUCUACAUGAUUUGAGGGUUGUCGGAUAAAUCAUUAAUAUCCCUACUUUAUAAAUCUCGCAAAUUUAAACAUUGUUAACCUUAUGUAAUCAAAUAUAUUUAAUAUUUUUCAGGUCCGUGGUUACCUAUUACAGAAUUUAAUGUAGCAAACCGAGAAAUCCAAAAUAGCGAUAACGCAUGUUUUAUUUAAUGUUCAUAAUAUAUGUUCUAAUUUUUUGAAUUGAUAAGAUAUUUGAUGAAACAUCAAAUAACCGUUUUAAAGAAUUAAAUUUUUAAAUUAAACACUUACCUCCUUAUUGUAAACGAAGAAUAAGCUUGGAUUAGUUACUCCAUGUUUUGUCUUUGUUCAUAGAAUGACAAAUGUCAUAUGAGUGACAUGAACAAAACACCACCAAACUUAUUCCUUGUUUAUUAGUAAGGGGGUAUGAGAGUGCGAAAAAAUGGUCACUUUAUAUUAAAUGCUAUUAAUAUCGAAAUGAAGAAUUCAUAAAUGAAACAUACUAUAUUAUGUUUUAUUUAAUGUAGCCAUUUUAGAACCCGUUAUCUGAGCUGCACGGAUUCGGGAUGAGUAGAGUCGAAACCUUUCCGUAGUCACAAGUUUAUAAAUAGGUACACAUCCGCACAAAUGCCCUACAACGUUUUUUCAACACAUUUACGAGAAAACAGUCCCUAAUUAUACCUCAUUUUACAUAUUUUUUUUCAUUUUACAAAGCAAACUUUUGUCUAAUAAUAAAUUGGCGCUUUUUUCCAAAUGGUACCACGAGGUGAAAAUUAGAACUACAUCACGUACUAAAGUGAUUAAAAGCGUUUCCAAGGAAGUUCGACGGAAAUUUAAAAAACCCGUAAAGAAUACGCACGGCGCCAUGCAUGGGAGCGUGCGGUAAAAUGUUUUACCGCGCGCUCCGUUGGAUGGCUCGUAAUUUUGAACUUUCGAACAAUGUAUACAACCACCGUAAAUACAUUUUUUGAGCAAGUGUGUUGAAACAGUACAUUGAACUACUCAUCAGCAACAUGUUCCAAUGUCACCGUAUAAUCGUACAAACCAUUGGUUCAUAUUUUAAUAAGUGAUCAUAAAGUGUGGAUGGACUGUGCACGGAUACUAAUUCCAUAACAUAUUUAGCAAUCGACUUCAAUGCAAAUCCUUUAUGUUUGAUGAACCAUUCGUAUUUAAGUUAGACAGCGAAUUUUUGUUCUAGUUCACAAUCAAUCUUUAGUUUACAAUCCUACUAGACAGAUCAUGAAUUAUCGAUUUGUAUAAUAAUGCGGUGAGAUUUAUUAACAUAAACGAACUGAAAUAAGCGUCACACACGCAGAGAUGUCAAUUUUAAUGCUUGUUAAAGUGACGUGACGUAUUGCCAGAAUCGCCUAAGAUUAUUGAUGUCGCCUCAGAGAAGGUCGUAAGGUUCCUUAUCUGAUGGCACGGGUUACGUUGAUACAGUACAUGUAUUCUGACUGGCAGUAGUAAGGUACUUUACCUAAAUAGUACAAGUGGCUGGCAGAAAAAAAGUAGGUUGUCUACUAAAGUCAGUGCCGUCUUUAACCUAUUGGAGGCCCUGGACUUAUUAGGAUAAUGGGGCCCCUAUGACUUCCGUUUGGUGAUUUAACAGGAACUAGGGACUUUGUAUUUGAUCUGAGGGGGCCCCCUAUCGAUCGCGGGGCCCUGGGCACUUGCCCAAAGUGCCCACUGGGAAAGACGGGUCUGACUAAAGUCCCACUUUUAAGUGGCAAUAAAGGGUAAAUUUUUACACUGUAUUUUUUUAUAUUAGAGGUAAAGGUUGAAUGUUUUUCUGACGUAAGUGGGCAGCAAUUAGAAAUUAAAGCGGAAAUGACUUAAAUACUUUUUUCCUAGCGUGGCACACUGAAAUAAGUAACGUUUUAGAUAUUAAUAAAUCUUUUACACGAUUUUAUAUUUUUUUUAGAAGUAGGUAAUAAUGGACGAAUUGAAAUUUACAAUUGUUUUUUUUUUACUUUGAGAUAUUAAAUAAAGAUUUUUUGUAUAAAACUCAA
Messenger RNA from Chilo suppressalis (striped riceborer), 7840 nucleotides. NCBI's taxonomy places the organism in Eukaryota, Metazoa, Arthropoda, Insecta, Lepidoptera, Crambidae. The record is from the annotation of a GenBank genome assembly.